AUGGAUUCCCAACAACUCUCCCUGCUGUCCUCCUUGAAGGAAGAGUUGAAGCCUGAAGAUUACAUUCAGCCCCACUAUAAGGAGGCAUAUCGCCUUGCCAUUGAUUCCCUGGUGAAUGACGGCAGAGAGAGCUACCAGGAGUUCCUCAAGUCCGAGCGGAUAGGGAGCUUCCUCUCAGAAGAUGAACUCCACUUCAUCACUACAAACGCCUCACAGCCAUUGCCUAGCAACCACACAGAAGAAAUUGAUGGCCCAGCUCCGGACGUUGCGGCCAGCAAGUCUUCAACUGGAACGUACUGGCCUGUGGACUCUGACAUAGCAACACCUGACUUGGAGUUAGGGUGGCCGGAGGUCAUGCCUGAUAGACUGCAAACCAAUAUAAAUCUGUUCUUCCAUCCACCCAGACUAAACAGACCCACCAUCAAAGAGGUGAUCCGGAAACACAUUCAGGAUGCCAGACAGGUUAUUGCAAUUGUAAUGGACAUUUUUACAGAUGUGGAUAUAUUCAAAGAGGUGGUUGAUGCCUCCACCAGAGGAAUUCCAGUUUAUGUGCUUCUGGAUGAAUUUCAUCUGCAAAGCUUUCUCUUAAUGGUUGAGAAUCAAGACAUCCAAAUCCCAAAACUUAGGAACAUGAGAGUACGGACAGUGAAGGGUCAGGAUUACCUCUGUCGUUCAGGAGCUACAUUUCAUGGAGCAAUGGAGCAGAAGUUUCUGUUGGUGGACUGCCAAACAGUGGUGUAUGGAUCAUACAGCUUCAUGUGGUCCUAUGAGAAAAUCAACCUGAGUAUGGUGCAGGUCAUAACAGGCCAGCUGGUGGAGUCCUAUGACGAGGAGUUUAGAACGCUCUUCGCCCGUUCCUUCGUGCCAGCAGUUCUCACCCCUCCCGAGACCGUGCUACUAGAACGGAAUGGAAGACAUGCUCGGGCAAAGUAUGCUUCUGAAUCCAGACAAGCCUUUGAGAGGAAGGACCAGUUGAGACAUACCCUGGACACAGUGUACAGGAAAGCCUGUGAGAGACAGAUGGGCAUGACGAGUCAUAUCGGAGAGAUGGAGGAGAGACUUUAUGACAAGGAGCCAUUUGAACACAGACCCAUGAUAAAUCACGGCGAGAGUGUUCAAAACCGCAUCCAUCAGUUCCAGUCUGCAGAGACUGUGAACUUCCUGAAAAGGCACAGUUAUGCUGGGGAGAGACAAGAAGUCCCAUAUGUUCCACACAACACAAGGUAUGGGACAAGCAACUGGAACGUGGCUGGAGAUGGAGGUAAUCACUGUGCUCCUGGAAGAAGCCACUUUUCCAAUGCUUUGGAAGACCAUUCUCAGGGGGCACAGAUAAUCAGAGGUCGCAAUUUUCGCCAGUCCUACCACGGGAAUGACAAACAAGUCCGCUCUAUGCAGCAGAACAUGCCAACUUUGAAGAACACAGCUAAGUCCUUCUUGCGCACAUAUAGGAUUGAGUCUUACCUCAAUAACACUGAUGAUCCUAUUGGGGAAUCCUGUGACUAUCUGGACCAGUAUGAAGCACAGGAAAACAAAACUAGCUCAUUGAUUCCUUCCAGACUUAGGUCAUCCCUUGUUUUCAAGUCCACUAUUCCAGAGAAACCGGAGACAAACAGUCACUCAAACAACUCUUCCUCUUCCAUACGUCAGGUCGACCCCUCUGCAAAGCCAAAUAAUGCACCGUAUUACUCUUCAAUGCAAUUGCAAUGGAAUCCAGCAACAUCGAUGGAAAACAGAAUGAGACAAGAUGAAUACAUAAUGAAAAGGCGGAGUCUGCAGAUUUUGGAUGAUCCUAGGAAUAACAUUGGCUAUGGCCCAGGAAGAGACCCAUAUCAGUCGGUCUAUGCCUGCCUGGGAAGAACCAAAGAGGGACUGGUAAUGAAAGCCCCUGAGCUCCUUCAAGAUAACUGGCACAAAAGACACAGUGUGGCAGACUCAAAGACCAACAGUGACUACAGAGUCAAUAAAGAGUCCUCCAGUCACAUGUACGGUAGGGCCUUUGGGAGGAGUCAGCCAGAUGGUGGUGGAAUAAGAUUGGGUGCACAGAAUGGAGGAUAUUCUUCAAAUUUGAACAAGGAUCAGAGAUCUGUCUCUCAUUAUGACGUAAAAAACGUUGUGGACACAAAGCCUCCCUACAGAACUGUGUCUGCAGCAGCCAUUGAUAUGAACAGCAAAGAGCCUACCUCCAGAACUGUGUCUGCAGCAGCCCUUGAUAUGAACAGCAAAGAGCCUACCUCCAGAACUGUGUCUGCAGCAGCCCUUGAUAUGAACAGCAAAGAGCCUACCUCCAGAACUGUGUCUGCAGCAGCCCUUGAUAUGAACAGCAAAGAGCCCACUUACAAGUCCACCAGCACGACAUUGGGUUCACCACAUUUCCUCAAGAAGAGCACCAAGCAAAUCAGAUCAUUGCUCAAAAUACCGGAGAAAAAAGGGGGUUCCCCUAAAAGGGGUGGUAGCUCAGACACCAUAGUCACUGACGAAGAGGAGCGACCCCAUUCCUCACAAUCUGCAACAGGCCCUGCCCCCAUACACUCCCCAGAGAGGACCAAGAGCAUGUACUCUGCUAAAAGUAGCUUCACCAAUGAACAACACAACCACACUGGCCAGCAGACAUAUAGCCACCAUGAAAACAAACUGGGCAAAUUCAUGCAAAGAGUGGGGCAUUUCAUUCAAAAAAAUAAGUAG
Molecule: messenger RNA, 2682 nt
Organism: Salvelinus namaycush (lake trout)
Lineage: Eukaryota; Metazoa; Chordata; Actinopteri; Salmoniformes; Salmonidae
Gene: sack1b
Product: family with sequence similarity 83 member B
Exons: 5
Coding region: 1-2682 (893 amino acids)
Biological process (GO): epidermal growth factor receptor signaling pathway
Cellular component (GO): membrane; cytoplasm
Source: RefSeq, a predicted model, not a curated record